AUGGGUUGGGAUCUUUGGGGUCCAUCACAUGAUAUAGUGGCAGAAGAAAGCGGUGUUGAUAAUUCCCAGUGUGACUUUUACUUUGGUUAUGGAUUUGAUGUGAUAGAAGAAGAAGCUUUGAAUGAGAAACACUGUGUGCAAGUGCUGAGGGUUUUGAUAAAGAAGGCAGAUACAGAGAUUCUUGAACUGGAACAAGAUUUGUUAUCCUUACAGACUGAAUUGGCUUGGGUUGAAAAUGAAGAUUGGUCUGAUAUAUGCUGUAAUGCUCUGAGAGAAAAGAUUGAUUUCCUUGAUAUUUCAGUAAAAAAUUUGAGGAAUAAAGAAAAGAAUGAUAUGGUGGUUCGCUUACUAAUUUAUACACAACCUGUUGAAACAUUGGACGAAGUUUUGAAGCAUAAGGAUGCCAUUGUCUUGGGUUCCAGCUCAGUUACUACACAACAUGCAACCAACAGUGUGGAUGAGGAGAACAGGUUAAACAACUGCAAUUUGGAAACAACUAAGAGUGAGAAAACCAAGGACUGCGGUUCUACUCCAACAGAACAUAGUGCAAUUUUAAAUCCAUCUUUGAAUCAUCAAGAGAAGAAAACAGGCAAUUCAAAGCCUGCGAAUGCUAAUUUCGAAGGCUUUACCCAACAGUUUUCAGAAGUGGCACCUGAUUGCUCCGAUGAGAAGAAAUCAUUGAGCUUCUGUUGUCCAAGAAGUACUGGGAAAAGGGAUGCCAGAGAGCAUGAGUUAACUCCGAAAGAUGAAAAACUGAUCCAAAGUUCAUCUUUAAAAUCUGCAUACGAAGGAAGACAUAGUCUAAAACCAGUUAAAGUUGAGAGGUGGAUACCUGAUGAUGAGCAGCCUACAGAAAAUAGUGCGAGUAAUUCCACUAUAUAUGCUUCGGAAAAUGCAGCUGCCCCCUCCUGUGAGGAAAAAGCAGGUGAUUCUGAUUCAAUUGCAACCAAAGAAGUGGAAGAACACAGUUCUAUAUCCACAGCUGAUGUUGUAAUCUCAGGUUCUUCUUCGAAGCCUAUGCCGAAGAAAACAGAUCUCAGAAAAAUAGUCAAGCCUGCAAGUAUUGUUGAUAAAGAUUUUGGCCUAAGUGCCAAUAUGAAUGCAGCUAGUCACUCCAGUGAGAUGAAAAUUUUGGUAAUGUCUGAUCUGAGAGUAAUUGGAAACAAGGAAGCCACAGAGCUCCAAUCUAGAGCUAUAGGCGAAAGUAGAACUUUGAGUUCAUCUUUAAACCUGGAAGGCAGAAGAAAUAAUCCAAGAACAGAUGAUCCUGCAGGUGCAGCUGGCCUGAAUGGGAGGAAACACAAUUCUGAUUGUGCAUUAGGUACUUUUAAACGGGCAAAAGGCAGUAGCGCUGAUAUAGAGCAAAAGUUGUGUGAGUUUGCUCCAAAAGCAGCACAAAAACGAACUGUGAAAGAAUCAAAGAUUUCUGCAGCUCAUGAUAUGGUUUCAUUGAAGUCACUUCGGAAGACCAAUGGCAAAAGGAAAACUCCUUUAAUCAUGAAGUUGAGAGAAACUGACCUGACAGACACUGAAAAUUGUGCCUUGACUUCGCUUUUAGAGAUGCAAGAUCAUGAAGGGGAAAAUGCAGCCAACCUGCAACCUGAGGAAGAAAAGCCUAUACGAGUGGAAGUUCAAACGACUGAAAUUUCUGCUGAUGAGAAAAGGUCCAUCUUGAAUUUGUCCUUGAAUCCACAGAAAAAGAAGGGAAAGAGGAAUAUCAAGUCAAAUACACCAAUUCUUCAUGAAAUUGGUUUCUCCAAACUGAUCCUUAAUUCAAGUUCAUCUUCUAUCUCAGAAAGCAAUAAGAAACGAAAAUUUGGAGCUGGCCCACAAAAUGCCAGUUUAAAUCAGUAUUUGAGUGGGAAGAUUACAAAGAAAGCAGUUUGGCUUGACAAGGGUGAAGCUAAAGAGCACGGUGGUGCAGAAGAUGACACCGCAAAUUUAGUAUCAGAACCACAGAAGGAAGAAAAGGUAUGUGUAAAUUUUCCACACUCUUUGGGGACUGAAGAUUCAUCUGUUCAAAUGGAUUUAUCUAGCUCGCUUGGGGGCACAAUUGAUGGUUCAAGUAAGGAUGACCUUUCAGUUGAUGAGUCUUGCUCAAUCUGUGAUUCCAGUUCUGAGGUUGUGCCAUCAUUUACUUCUGCUAUAAGCAGCUUGAGGGACUUGCGUUUAGCUGAACUGAGGACCAUCGCAGGCCGACUUAAACUGACCAAAUACAGCAAGCUUCGGAAGGAGUUGCUACUUGAACUGAUAGCAGAGCGUCUUGCUCAUUGA
Messenger RNA from Dovyalis caffra, 2274 nucleotides. NCBI's taxonomy places the organism in Eukaryota, Viridiplantae, Streptophyta, Magnoliopsida, Malpighiales, Salicaceae. The record is from the annotation of a GenBank genome assembly.